Molecule: messenger RNA, 302 nt
Organism: Tupaia belangeri chinensis (Chinese tree shrew)
Lineage: Eukaryota; Metazoa; Chordata; Mammalia; Scandentia; Tupaiidae
Product: 60S ribosomal protein L36a-like
Exons: 1
Biological process (GO): translation
Cellular component (GO): ribosome
Molecular function (GO): structural constituent of ribosome
Source: RefSeq, a predicted model, not a curated record
AUGGUCAAUGUACCUAAAACUCGAAGGACUAUCUAUAAGAAAUGUGGCAAGUUAUCACCCUCACAAAGUGACCCAGUACAGGGCAAGGAUUCCCUGUAUGCUCAAGGGAAGAGGCGCUACGACCGGAAGCAGAGUGGCUAUGGUGGGCAGACGAAGCCAAUUUUCCGGAAGAAGGCUAAAACCACUAAGAAGAUGGUCCUAAGGCUUGAGUGUGUUGAACUGAACUGCAAAUCCAAGAGGAUGCUGGCCAUUAAAAGAUACAAACAUUUUGAACUGGGGAGAGAUAAGAAGGAAAGAGCCAG